CUCUCCUCACCAAUCACAUCCUCUCACUAAGCAAAAAAGAGUAAACCUUUUCGAAUCUCAAAUGGCUCGUACCAAGCAAACCGCGAGAAAAUCCACCGGAGGAAAAGCCCCGAGGAAGCAGCUCGCAACCAAGGCGGCGAGGAAGUCGGCUCCGGCCACCGGAGGAGUGAAGAAGCCGCACAGGUUCCGUCCCGGAACCGUGGCGCUGAGGGAGAUCAGGAAGUACCAGAAGAGCACCGAGCUUCUGAUCCGCAAGCUCCCCUUCCAGCGUCUUGUCCGCGAGAUCGCUCAGGAUUUCAAAACCGAUCUGAGGUUCCAGAGCAGCGCCGUCGCGGCUCUGCAGGAGGCGGCGGAGGCGUACCUUGUGGGUUUGUUUGAGGAUACGAAUCUUUGCGCGAUUCAUGCUAAGAGGGUUACGAUCAUGCCCAAGGAUAUCCAGCUCGCGAGGAGGAUCCGUGGUGAAAGAGCUUGAAGAAAGACUCUAGCUUUGUGUAGCUUCGUUGAUGGGCAGUCUGUUUCUGGGAUUUUAGUUUGUGGAUUAGAGCUUGGCUCGUGUUUAAUUAUGCGUUUGUUUAGGUUUAGUCUAUGUUAACAUAGUCGUGAAGGUGUUCGGCGAAAUGUCCCAAAGAAAAAUCUCUCUUGUUUAAUAUAAAACUAUUUGCC
Molecule: messenger RNA, 663 nt
Organism: Brassica oleracea var. oleracea
Lineage: Eukaryota; Viridiplantae; Streptophyta; Magnoliopsida; Brassicales; Brassicaceae
Product: histone H3.2
Exons: 1
Coding region: 62-472 (136 amino acids)
Cellular component (GO): nucleosome
Molecular function (GO): protein heterodimerization activity; DNA binding; structural constituent of chromatin
Source: RefSeq, a predicted model, not a curated record